Molecule: messenger RNA, 2751 nt
Organism: Asterias rubens (European starfish)
Lineage: Eukaryota; Metazoa; Echinodermata; Asteroidea; Forcipulatida; Asteriidae
Product: putative pyridoxal-dependent decarboxylase domain-containing protein 2
Exons: 22
Coding region: 11-2506 (831 amino acids)
Biological process (GO): carboxylic acid metabolic process
Cellular component (GO): intracellular membrane-bounded organelle
Molecular function (GO): carbon-carbon lyase activity; pyridoxal phosphate binding
Source: RefSeq, a predicted model, not a curated record
CUAAUCCAACAUGGCAGCCAGGGUGAGUGUUGGCGAUGAAGUAAUUCCUACAUCGACACCAAAUCACGUGCCUAAAGCUACCCCUUCCUCCAAACCACCCUUGAGAAUGGAUAGCAAUUUGCAGAAGAUGUUCAUUGAACCGUCGUUGAGAGAUAUGUCGGAGAGUCUUAGUGAGGUCAUGAAAAUGAUGGAGAAACACGGCAGUGGUCAGAAAUUGGAUGAAAUUGUUUGCAAGUUGGAAAGCAUCAUUGAACAAGAUGAUGUGGAUGGCCAAGCUGUGUUAUCGCCGCCAUGUUUAGACAAAGAAGCCCAAGUUGCUAUGCUUGGCCAGAGCAUUGCGGCCUACUGCAAUACACUCGACGCUGCCCACCUCAGGAAACUGACCACUCGCAUCAUCUCAGACACAACGCUUUGGCUGUCAAGGAUAUUCCGGUUUGAUGAUUCCUCAGCCUAUUUCCAUUCCGAUAGCCGUGAUGGUUUGCUGCGAGUCUGCCGGCUGGCCCUCAGCAGUAAAUACGAUAAGUACGGCACUGAUGGGUUUAAUGCACUCUACACUAAACCUCCAAUUAUCUACAUCAGUGCAUCAGCCAGGCCUGGGCUGGGGCAGUAUAUAUGUACACAGCUUGGUCUUCCGCUGUCUAGUUUAUGUACCGUCCCCUGCAAUACUGUCUUCGGAUCACAGCAUACAAUGGACAUAGCGACGUUGGAGAGACUGAUCAAGGAUGAUGAAGGGUCAUCUAAGAUUCCGUUGAUGGUAGUUGCCAAUGCCGGUACCCCGCUAGCCGGUCACACAGAUAACCUCAACCGACUCAAGACUAUCUGUGAUGAGUAUGGAGUCUGGCUUCACGUCGAAGGUCACAACUUAGCAACCCUGGCAUUGGGAACGGUUCCUACUUCAGUUUUGGCGGCGAAGAGAGUGAACAGUUUGACCUUACAGCCUGGAGUAUGGCUGGGCCUCCCUGGUGUUACCUCAGUCACUUUGUACAAGAGUGCAGAUCCUGCUAUGACUUUAGCAGCCGGUGUGGGAUCUUCACAGAUCCAUGAUCGUCUAAGUGCCUUGCCUCUCUGGCUCAGCUUACAGUGUCUUGGGUACAAAGGCAUUGUAGCUAAACUCAAGCAUGCAGCAGAAUUGAGUCAACAUAUGCAGCAAAGACUCAACUCGCUGGGAUCAAUCAAUAUAUCGGAAAAGCCACUCAAAGACAGCAACCAGGUUAUAUCUGAGGGUUCUCUAAAAGAGAUCUUCACCAAAACAAUACAGGUUCUGGGUCAGGCUGAUGUCAUUUCACCAGUCAUUGUAUUCAAAUAUGGCGACAGAAGAGAGGGUCCCAGUCCAGACGCUUCACCAUACACAGACAGCGCGGAGGACCAACCAAUAAGCAGUCUACCGAGCCCACUAUUAGAUGCUUUCAAUACAUGGCUUGGUGAAGAGCUACGUCGGGAAAACCCAAACGUCAAAGUGGAUAUUGUAAAUAUUGAUAAAGAUGGCGUCUGUCUUCGGUUUAGCCCUCUUGAGUCAGCAUCAUAUCGAGGAACGAUGUCUGAUGAUAUUGACAAUUUCGUUGAAAGUCUGAAAAGUCUAAUAGAACUCUUAAAUUUCACAAGUGAACACAGAUUUGAGUUCCAGGAGGCUGUCGAGUCCAGAGAGAAUCUUUUAUUUGUUGACCUGCUCUCCCACGGAGGCCUCGGUGUCGUCCAAUUCAUUCCAGAGUAUUUGAACUCGGGUCAGAACAAGGAAACAGCCAAUAAAGCCAAUAAAGAGCUGGAUAAAAUCAACUCGGAGAUCGUCCAGCGUCUGCAGGCCGGCGAGGGCGGUCACAUCAUCUCAGAGGUCCUAUCAACGUCUGGUACGAUAGCCGUCGGGGUCGGAGUCGUAUCGGAAGGGAUCACCAUUGAUGAUGUUGUUGACCUUGUGUGGUCAACAGGGAAGGAUCUUGAAGAUUCAUCAAAGUUCCUUGAGUCCAUGGCUGAUGUUGUCUUGAAGGGGAUUCUGGAUGCACAGAAGGCGUUGGAACAGGAGAAUGAGAACAAACUCUUGGAGGAGGGUGUGCUACGUCAGAUGCCUGGUGUGUCCUCCCUUUUAAAUUGGUUUUCCCCGCCCCCUAAGGAGGCAACCAUUCGAGGCAGAUCUCUCAAUCUUACUUCAGGUUCACUGGAGAGCACAGAGAACACCUACAAACUCCACAUGCAGGUCCAGGAAGAGAAAACCUCCACCCCUCCCAGGCCCUCCGCCCCUCGUAAACCCCGCUCCACACCCACCACACCCCUCACCCCGAACUCCAUACAGAGCCACCAUUUCAGCGACACUGAGGGGUCAGUGCAGGGUGACAGCGAGGAUCAGCAGAGGGUACAGAAGAAGGAUUUGGAGGAGUUGGUGCAACCUCAGGGAUUGGAGAUGACUGGGAGUAGUAGCAGCACUGUCACCACAGCAAGUAGCUUUCAAGAGGUAACCCAGGAAGACAUCGAAGAGUCGGCCGUCGAGAAUGAAGAAGACAGUGACCAAAAAUAAAGAAAAAAUGUCAUCUCAUUGUAAGAUCGUUUCAGGCGGAGUGCGAUUGUUCAGAAAAAAAACCUGGGUCAAAAGUCACAAAGCUGUAUAUCUAGACCCAAUUUCAUGGCUCUGCUUACCGCAAGCAAAGAAUUGGUGCUUACAGAAGCAAGGAGUUCUGUGAUUACCUCAUAAGCGUAUUUCACAGGUGAGCGGGGAAUUUUGGCUUUUGUACGUGCGUAUUUCAAGUUACUAGGCAUUCUACG